Archocentrus centrarchus (flier cichlid) is the source of this 1456-nucleotide messenger RNA. It is a transcript of the gene rlig1, whose product is annotated as RNA 5'-phosphate and 3'-OH ligase 1. Gene Ontology annotation, molecular function: RNA ligase (ATP) activity. The record is from RefSeq and is a predicted model, not a curated record. Lineage: Eukaryota; Metazoa; Chordata; Actinopteri; Cichliformes; Cichlidae. Gene Ontology annotation, biological process: response to reactive oxygen species. Bases 85 to 1053 code for a protein of 322 amino acids. The transcript is spliced from 7 exons.
GACAACCCCAAAACCAAACUGCAGCUGAUUUUUCUCCUCUGAUCACCUGUAUUUACAAGCAUUACGUUGCAGCUUUCGUAGGAAAUGCACGAAAUGCGGCGUCUGGGCUCCGUUCAGCAGAAAAUACCGUGUGUUUUUCUGACUGCCGUGAAGGAAGAACAGUCCCGAAAACGCGACUGUCAGCAAUUUCAGGUUGUUGCCACUGAAAAUGUGAACCCUGUUGCUCUGGAGGCUAACAUAGAUGGUGCAUUUGCCACAGAAAAACUUGAUGGUACCUGCUGUUAUGUUACAGUUUAUAAUGGGCAGCCUUAUCUCUGGGCUCGACUGGACAGAAGACCCAACAAACAAGCAGAGAAGAGGUUUAAAAAGUACCAACAUUUGCACAAGAGUUGUAAAGGUUUCAUGUGGAACAUAGAGGAAGAUUUUAAAACCGUGCCGGAGACCUGGAUCCCAGCUCACAGAGUCAAACAUCACAACGGCCAUCCAGUACCUGAUGAACACGGACAUAUUCCAGGCUGGGUUCCAGUGGAGAAGGACAACAGGCAGUACUGCUGGCACUCCUCUGUGGUGGAUUACAAAGCUGGGACUGCUCUUGUUCUCAGGCCUUGUUGUGACAAUGAAGACAUGUUAGAAAUCACAGCAGUCCCAUUAGCCGAGCUCCAGGAACAAACACUGGAGCUUAUUGGAACCAACGUCAACGGAAACCCUUAUGGAUUGGGCAGCAAGAAGCAGCCUGUCCACUGCCUGGUGACUCACGGCAGCAUUCCAAUCAGAAACCCACCACCUGUGGACUUCCAGCAGCUGCGCUCCUGGUUCCGGGAGAAUCCGGACGGUCGGGUUGAGGGGAUCGUCUGGCACUGCAGUGACGGCACUCUCAUCAAGGUUCAUCGUCAUCACCUGGGACUGAGGUGGCCAGAAGAGGACACCUGCCUUGGUAACAGGCCGGUGGUCAUUCGUGUCGACGCGUUUGACAGCACGGACUUGUUUACAUCCUUUUUAACACUAAACGGACACUGCUUCAGCCGGCUCCAGGACAUCCACUUUGAGCUGUGAGCGCACACAGAGAAAACAAAGUUCCCUUCUCUUCGUAUUCUGUGAGGACCUGCCACUGACGGCUCCCUGGUAUUUCACCUGUAAUUCCAUGUGAGUGAUUUAAAAUCCACUGUUUAGAGCAGUCCGUUUAUUCCACAGAAGCAGAUGAAGGACGCUGAUUAUGAACUGCUGCUUUUUGAAAACAUGAAAGAAUGGGAGCAGUUGACAGUGAGUGAGCAGUUCAUGGAAGAAAUGUGAAAAGUGACUGAAAACGUUUAGCACCAAAAAUGAACAGAGGAGUGAAUUAAAAGCUUUGCACUUGUCUUCAGAUACAUAACAUGUAGAGUUUAGUCAAAAAAGACAGUUUUGCACUUGUUUUGCAGAGAUGUGUUAAUGUUCUUUAAUGUUAAAAUAAGUGACCAAC